This is a messenger RNA of Propithecus coquereli (Coquerel's sifaka), 1565 nucleotides long. It is a transcript of the gene CD247, whose product is annotated as CD247 molecule. The record is from RefSeq and is a predicted model, not a curated record. The transcript is spliced from 8 exons. Gene Ontology annotation, cellular component: membrane. The coding region runs from base 151 to 651 and encodes 166 amino acids. Gene Ontology annotation, biological process: cell surface receptor signaling pathway. Gene Ontology annotation, molecular function: transmembrane signaling receptor activity. Lineage: Eukaryota; Metazoa; Chordata; Mammalia; Primates; Indriidae.
GGCAGGUGCUCUCAAAGGCCCCUGCAGUCCUCCACUUCCUGAGGAGGUGGCGGCAGAACAAAGCCAGAAGAGACCCCUUUUCUCUUCGUCGUCCCAGCCACGGCCGCCUCAGCGUCUGCCUCCCAGCCCCAUCCUGGGAGAAAGGACGAGAUGAAGUGGAAGGCGCUUGUUAUCAUGGCCGUCCUGCAGGCACAGUUUCCAAUGACAGAGGCACAGAGCUUUGGCCUGCUGGAUCCCAAACUCUGCUACCUGCUGGACGGAAUCCUCUUCAUCUAUGGCGUCAUUAUCACUGCUCUGUUCCUGAGAGCAAAGUUCAGCAGGAGCGCUGCCGUCCCCGAGCACCAGCAGGGCCAGAACCAGCUCUAUAACGAGCUCAAUCUAGGACGAAGAGAGGAGUACGACAUUUUGGAUAAGAGACGGGGCCAGGACCCUGAAAUGGGAGGGAAGCAGCAGAGGAAGAGGAAUCCUCAGGAAGGCCUGUACAAUGCAUUGCAGAAAGACAAGAUGGCAGAAGCCUACAGUGAGAUUAGGGUAAAGGGCGAGAACCAGCGGCGAAGAGGCAAGGGGCAGGAUGUCCUGUACCAGGGGCUCAGCACGGCCACCAAGGACACCUAUGAUGCCCUCCACAUGCAGGCCCUGCCCCCUCGCUAAUGGGGUUUCAUCACUCCCGGGCCAGACCUGCGGACGCCCAGAUUGUGAGACACAGGAUACAGCAUUGACAGCCCACUUCUCUCGUAUUUUGCGGCCACCCAAGUGUUCCUCUUUGUGACUAGGGUGCUUUGGCCAUCCGAUUCCAAACCAUCCCACCCAGAAUCUUGUCCCUGGACUCUUUAGGGGAGUGUGUGCCCCAGGGUGACAGCCCUGGCCUUGGGCCUUCUGGUUUGCUGGUGACCAGGGGCAGACCCCUCUCCUGGCGGCUCCGCGCUGUCACUGGGAGGCGGCACACUCCCUGUCACAGCUGUGUUGUUGAGCUGUGUUUUGUGAAGUCCCCGGAAAAGCCCCAGUCGCUAGCACAUGUCCUGAUAGUCUGUGUGGUUCGGUCAGUAUUUGAGUGGCUUCGCUCCUGCUGUAAAUUUGGUUUCUGCUGUCAGUCUUCCCCUCCUCUCAAGGCCACUUGUAACUGGGCUGUGUCGCCUGCCAGGGAGAGGGCUGGGCACUGGGGAAGAGCCUGGGCAAGGGUGCUGCGGGGGGACGUCGGUGGGGAAGGUAUGGGGCAGGGAGAGGUGGCGGAGGGUCAGCGCGGGGCCUGCAUCCCACAUCCUCACAUGGGUGCCAGCACUGGAAGACGAACGACACUGGCCCCGAGCUGUGAGCAAACUGGCAUAAAAACAGUGUCAUUACACAGUACAGACGGAGCGCAGGGGAGCAGGAGCAGGAAGCACGGCUGAGUUCUUCCCAGGCUCCUGGCUCGCCUCCGCUUGCAGGGAAUGAAUGAGAAACCCACCAUCGCGAAAGCCUCCAAGGAAGACCCAGCACCACGGGACCUGUCGGGACCCCAGAGGACAGGGGCUCGACGGGGAAAACCUCAGUGCACCUCACUAGAACCUUGCUGUGUAAUUAAAGGG